Sitophilus oryzae (rice weevil) is the source of this 1340-nucleotide messenger RNA. RefSeq lists its product as uncharacterized. The coding region runs from base 209 to 1234 and encodes 341 amino acids. Lineage: Eukaryota; Metazoa; Arthropoda; Insecta; Coleoptera; Curculionidae. The record is from RefSeq and is a predicted model, not a curated record. Gene Ontology annotation, molecular function: nucleic acid binding. The transcript has 2 exons.
GAAACUACCGACUUUCGUUUUUUAACAGUGGCAACACUGUUAUUAUAUUAACCCUGUGAAUCAUCUAAAUCAAACUUAAAUAGAGCUUUUGAAACUGGAAUGCAAAGUUGUUUGCUGUUUUGCUAAUUUCAAAGUGUUUUACAUUGAUACAAUAACAUUAUAAUUUAAAUUUGAUAUUUAUACAUAUAGGUCUUAGGUCUUAAUUAGGAUGGCAUGUUCAAACCAAGAGAAAAUAGAUAUGGUACGGGCUUAUUUUCUAGCAGGAGAAAGUGGCCCUGAAGCUCAAAGGGUUUACUCGGAAAAAUAUCCCAAUCGAGAAGUUCCAAAUGCUCAAACAUUUUUGAACAUUGUUCAACGUUUGAGAGACUAUGGUAAUUUCAGUCCUCAAGUAGAAAAUCGUGAACAAACAGAGGACGGAACUAGCACACGAAGAUUGGCCUCCCAAACUCUAUCCUCUAUUGAUAUAUUACCGUCAAGUGUUUAUUAUACAAUACCUCCGAGAACAGGUUUCUAUAUAAGAAAGAUGCAAUGUCUUAGAGGGCAGGAUUUUCAAAAGAGAGUAAGAUUUUGUAAAUGGUAUCAAAAUAAAUGCCGGGAAGAUACUCGUUUCCCAAAUUAUAUAUUGUGGACAGGAGAAGCAAAAUUUACACAGGAUGGUAUACGUAACUCUAACGGUACCCAAAUAUGGUCUUACGAAAACCCAAGUGCCACUAGAGAUAGGCAUCUGCAGGAGAGAUUUUCACUUAAUAUUUGGGCUGGUAUUGUUAAUAAUACUCUAAUAGGGCCACACAUAUUCGAAAGAAGGUUGACACAAGCAGUGUAUCAUGAUUUUCUAAGUCAAAGCCUUCAUAUUUAUUUAGAUGAUAUACCCCUGGAAGUAAGAAAGAACCAAUGGUUCCAACAUGAUGGGGCCCAACCACACCAAAGUAAUUUUGUGAGAGAAUGGUUAAAUGAACACUUUUUUGGCAGGUGGAUUGGUCAGGGAGGUCCUGUGCUCUGGCCCCCAAGAUCACCAGAUAUAAAUCCGUGUGAUUUUUUCCUGUGGGGUUAUAUAAAACAAACAGUUUACUCAGUUCCAGUGACUAAUUUAGAAGAUUUAAGAGAACGUAUCAUGGACACCUUUGAUUAUAUUAGAACGAACAAAUAUCUGCUCGAAGACAUUCAAAAUUCCAUGCAAAGAAGAACAGAAGCAUGUGUUGGAACUGGAGGCCAUCAUUUUGAACAAUUACUAUAAAGUAAAUUAAGAGCCCAAAUAAAGUUCAGCUUAUUGUUCAUAAGCAUUAGAGUAAUCAGUCCUAAAUAUAAUAUCUAUUUAAAAAAAAACAGGUAAGCUUUUUUAU